Molecule: messenger RNA, 1572 nt
Organism: Verticillium dahliae VdLs.17
Lineage: Eukaryota; Fungi; Ascomycota; Sordariomycetes; Glomerellales; Plectosphaerellaceae
Product: epsin-3
Exons: 4
Coding region: 1-1572 (523 amino acids)
Biological process (GO): endocytosis; Golgi to endosome transport
Cellular component (GO): clathrin vesicle coat; endosome; plasma membrane
Molecular function (GO): clathrin binding; phospholipid binding
Source: RefSeq, a predicted model, not a curated record
AUGGAUUGGAACAACCUCAAGGACACCGUCGCGGGCAUGACCCUCUACGACGUCAAGGCCGGUGUCAGGAAGGUUCAAAAUGCUGUUAUGAAUUACACCGAAAUGGAAGCCAAGGUCCGCGAGGCAACCAACAACGAACCAUGGGGCGCAUCAUCCACCACAAUGCAAGAGAUUGCCAAUGGCACUUUCAACUACUCGACGCUGAACGAAAUCAUGCCCAUGAUCUAUCGUCGCUUCACUGAAAAGGCCGCUGAGGAGUGGCGCCAGAUCUACAAAGCUCUUCAGCUUUUGGAGUUUCUCAUCAAGCACGGUUCUGAACGAGUCAUUGACGACGCCCGCGGCCAUAUCACGCUAUUGAAGAUGUUGCGCCAAUUUCACUUCAUCGAUCAGAACGGCAAGGACCAGGGUGUCAACGUCCGCAACCGCGCCAAGGAGCUUACCGAGCUUCUGAGUGACGUGGAACGUAUCAGAUCCGAGCGCAAGAAGGCGCGAGCGACCAAGAACAAAUACACGGGCGUCGAGGGUGGAGCUGGUGGUGGCUUCUCGGGCAGCAGCGGCGGCGGUCGAUAUGGCGGUUUCGGCAGCGAGUCGGGCGGCGCAUCCGCUGCGAACUUUGGCGGAUACUCCGGCGGUGUCUACGGAGACGGCGGUGGUUUCGGCGGCCAAUCGGACGAGUGGAGGGAGGGCGGCUCGGGUGCUGGCGGCUCGAGCAGCCGUGGCGGAGACAGAUUCGAGGCAUACGAUGAGUAUGACGAAGGCGAUCGACCAGCUCCUCGCGCCAAGAGAACCGAGCGUACCGUUGCUGCUGCGCCAAAAGCAGAGCCUCCAAAGAAAAAGAAGGAGCCUGAAGUCGAUCUGUUCUCCUUUGACGAGCCGGUCUCGUCCUCGUCUGCGCCGCCUGCGCCUGCGCCAGCUCAGAGCUCUGGCUUUGGCGGGCUUUCCACCCUAUCCGCCCAAGCUGCUGCCAACAAUGACGACGAUGACGAGUUUGACGACUUUGUAUCGGCUCCCCAGACUGGCAUUCCCUCUGCUGCUCCCGUCACGGCAGCCGCGUCAUCCACUGCCACGUUUGCCGCGCCGAAGCCCCUGCAGCCACAGCAGCAAGCUGAUCUCAGCAAUAUCGUCAACUUGGCAUCUCCGGCCCCAUCGACGGCAUCCGGACCCAACUAUUCGUCAUUCGCUACUCCCGCGAUGGCCUCGCCAGCAACGCAGGCGCCCAAGAUGGGCGGGUACCAACCCGCCGGGCCUAACUACUUUGGCUCGGUCCAGUCAGCCGCUUCCCAGCAGACUGGCAGCGCUGUGUCUAUGGGUUCAAGCAUGGGCGCGAUCAAACCGGCUCAAUCAGCAGCUGCCAAGCCCGCUGCAGCUGGUGGGGAUGCAUUUGGAGCUCUGUGGUCACAAGCUAGCUCUGGCAUCAAGAAAACGAACACCUCCACCGGACAGGGACCGGCCAUGGGACAAUUGGCCAAGGAAAAGAGUAGUGCCGGGAUUUGGGGCGCACAAGCCGGCGGGUCUACGACGGCGGCCAAGCCCACCAGUAGCAGCAACGGACUGGAUGACCUACUGGGCUGA